GUGUUGGUUGAGUGCAGUCAUGACUAUUAUAGUGUUUCUGAUCGACACUUCGGGCUCAAUGAACGCGAGGACACACUUCGGCGCCAGACCUUCGCUCCUCGAUGUGGCCAAAGACGCCGUCGAGAAGUUCCUCAAAUUCCGGCAAAGAGAUAUCGCCAGCCGUGGCGACCGAUACAUGCUAUUGACGUUUGAGGACUCGCCAAACAAUGUCAAAGCCGGCUGGAAGGAGAGUCACGUGGUGUUCAUGAAUGAGCUGAAGAACCUGACGGCCACUGGAAUGACGACAAUGGGUCCGGCGCUGAAGAACGCGUUCGAUCUGUUGAACAUUAACCGAAUGCAGACCGGAAUCGAUACGUACGGUCAGGGGAGGUGUCCCUUCUUUCUGGAGCCCAGCGUUAUUAUAGUGAUCACAGACGGCGGGCGUCUGACCAAUGUGUCCGGCAUUUGCGAGGAACUCAAUUUGCCGAUGCAUUCGGCGGUUCCCGGCUCUGAGCUGACCAAAGAGCCCUUCCGAUGGGAUCAGCGCCUGUUCUCCAUUGUCCUCCGACUCACGGGAACGUAUAACUCGCCCAACGAUAACAUC
Messenger RNA from Medioppia subpectinata, 583 nucleotides. The record is from the annotation of a GenBank genome assembly. Lineage: Eukaryota; Metazoa; Arthropoda; Arachnida; Sarcoptiformes; Oppiidae.